Molecule: messenger RNA, 1027 nt
Organism: Brassica napus (rape)
Lineage: Eukaryota; Viridiplantae; Streptophyta; Magnoliopsida; Brassicales; Brassicaceae
Exons: 2
Coding region: 185-799 (204 amino acids)
Source: RefSeq, a predicted model, not a curated record
UUCCAAGUAGCUAAAAGGCUUAUCUACUUGAGAAAUAAUAUGAAAUAGUAUAUAUAUGUCAAAACACUAAUAUAUUCGAUAUAUAUUACGAAACUCAAUUUCAGACCUAACCACAUCUCAUUUCUUAUCUCUCUGUUUCUCCUUUACCCUCUCUCUUCUUUUCUUCUCUCCUUUGGUAGUGAAGAUGGAUAUGUACAAAGAUGAUAGCUCACCAUACUGUUAUUUCCAUCCGAAGGAAGAAUAUGUUGGAGUGUGCCCACUCUGUUUGAACGAGAGGCUUCUGGUUUUAGCUUCGAAGCAGAGAUCGUCAAGAACCAAAUACUCUUCAUCUUCACCAGUCAUUAACCUCCCUAAGAUCUUCACCUUGAGCUCUCUCCUCAGUCGCCUCGAUCUCCGUCACCGCAGGAAAUUCCAUCCAUCCUCCGAUCUUGACGUCUCCACAAGCCAAGAAGAUUCCUUUAUAUCAAUAAAAUUCGAAAAUGAUGGAAACGCGUCGUGGGAGAAGAAAACAGUGUCAAAGGUUUGUGUAGACAACACAAGCUCAGCAUGUAAGGAGCAGCAGUCCCUUACAACGAGCAGUACGAGUAUCAUUGAGCCUAAUAGUGUCAAGUCAUCUCUCAGGUGGCGCAAACGUAUUGGUCAUCUUUUCCAUGUCAUCAAACUCAGAUCAGGAUGGUCCACCUCUUCUCGUCAUGUGGCAUCAUCCAAAGUCGAAGGAACCAAAGUGAGGAAACAGGGUUGGAUGGUGAGGUCCGUGAGGACCUUGACCAGAAGAAAAUCCAGGAAAAGUAAAAGUUGAAUUUUUCAUAUAUUUAUUUAUUACACCUAAAACAAAAUAUUUUUUGGUGUUUAAAAAAAAACUCAAUUUUUUUUUUCUAUUGCCUAGUUUUUUUUAGUUUAAUAUUUGGUUUGGUCGUUUUGUCAAUGAUUGAUGCCUCUGUUUAAAGAAGAAAUAUUUUGAAGUUUUUUGUUGUUGUAAGCAAUGACAUUGCUGGGUCAUUCAUAAAUUAAAUCGUUGAAUUGAUUA